Molecule: messenger RNA, 1530 nt
Organism: Dermatophagoides pteronyssinus (European house dust mite)
Lineage: Eukaryota; Metazoa; Arthropoda; Arachnida; Sarcoptiformes; Pyroglyphidae
Product: exosome complex exonuclease RRP44 homolog A-like
Source: RefSeq, a predicted model, not a curated record
AUGGAAACUAAAUCAGGUGUGCCUAUAAUGAUAUUAUUAUCAUCCUCAAAACUGUCAAUAUUAUCGGAAUCGCUUUCAAAAGUUACUUUAUCAGAUAAACUUGCAUCCAUUAAUUCGAAUAUUAUUUGUAUUUUUAUUUCUUCUGCCAAUGCAGAAAAAUUAUACAACAAAAGGAUUUUAGUCAGAGUAGGAAGUUGGGACGUUAAUUCCUACUUUCCCACCGGUCACUGUAUUGACAUUCUCGGAAACGUAGGCGAGCUCGCCGUGGAAACCAAAGCUAUUCUGCACCAGGGCAAUAUUUCUGAAAUUCCAUUUUCCAGUUUAUCUUUAAACGAGUUGCCCAACGAAAAUUACUCAAUUCCAGCUGACGAAUUUGAAAACCGUCUCGACUUACGUUUUAAUAAUGUUUUUUCUAUCGAUCCGCCUUCUUGUGUAGAUAUCGAUGACACGCUUUCAUUGCGUUAUUUACCCAAUGGUAAUUAUCAUGUAGGAGUCCACAUCGCCGAUGUAUCUCACUUUGUUAAACCUAAUUCAUAUUUGGACCGAGAAGCACAAAAACGCUGUACUACAGUGUAUAUGAUCAAUAAACGUAUAGACAUGCUUCCAAAUUUACUCUCUUCAGAUUUGUGCUCGUUGAGAUCAGGACUAGACAGAUUAACGUUUUCAAUAUUCUGGGAAAUCACUCCAGCAGGAGAAAUCGUUUCUACAAACUUUCACAAAAGUAUCAUUCAUAGUGUAGCAGCGCUCGAUUACAAACAAGCACAAGAGCUUAUCGACAAAAACGACGAGUCAGUCAUCGGUGUUCGGUUGCGUGAUUUAAUGAAAAUAUCCAAAAUUUGGCGUAAGGCGCGGCAAAACCGCGGUGCGCUUGAACUGCGAAGCGUUCAACUGGAAUUUGAAUUUGACCAAGAUUCGUAUGCAAGCAUUAAAACCUUCCACAACCACGAGAUCAUGGACACUAACAAUCUCAUUGAAGAAUUCAUGCUUCAAGCUAACAUAAGUGUUUCCCAAAAGCUGUUGGAGUGUUUCCCUCAGUGUACAUUAUUACGUUGUCAUCCUGAUGCUAUUGACAACAGAUUAUUAGAACUGCAAACUUUACUGAAAAAUCUUGGCGUGACGUUUAAGUGCUCCAACAGCAAGGAAUUAACUGAAAGCUUGGACUACAUAACCAAAAAAUGGCCUCACCUCGACCACAUAGUACGUCAAAUAACGGUUUUUUGUAUGAAUCGCGCUAAAUACAUAUCUACAACUUGCGUCAAGGAUCCCACUAAGUACUACCAUUAUGCGCUUGCCACCACUUCUUACACGCAUUUCACUUCUCCUAUUAGACGGUACGCAGAUAUUAUCGUUCACCGCUUACUCGCUGCGGCGCUCCAAAUAGCUUCGCUUCCUCGAACUUUGGCGCAGCAACUCGAAACCAUGACAAAGCGCAUGAAUCAAAAACACGAAGCAGCUAAUGUACACCUUUUCGCCAUGCCAUUUACAUAUUAUUUCAAUACCGUUGCUCAUGAUAAAAAUUUUUAUAAUUAA